Heterocephalus glaber (naked mole-rat) is the source of this 3654-nucleotide messenger RNA. NCBI's taxonomy places the organism in Eukaryota, Metazoa, Chordata, Mammalia, Rodentia, Bathyergidae. The record is from RefSeq and is a predicted model, not a curated record.
AUGCAUAGAUUAAAACUUUUGGAUUCUGAUUUAAAGCUUGCCACAGAUGCAGCUGUAGAAUUGAAGUUCCUGGCGCUGGUGCAGGAGAAGUACCCCAGGACCACCCGGUCCGUGGGCUGGACCACCCUUUACUUAGCCCCACUGCACACCAGGCCUUACACCAAGGCCAUGUUGGAGGAAAUGCAUGUGCUGGUGGGAGCCGUACCACAGAAGGUCACCUUCCCCAUGCGGGCUGUCAUGGUGUGGGGUGCCUGGCCGCACUUCAGCUGGCUGCUGGACCAAUCUGAGAGCAUCCCUGGGCCCGACCCAGAUGCAACCCUUGUUCCUAACUCAGAUCGGCCCCCAAGUCCUGGCUUGGGGCUUGUUCCAGAUGUGAAUCCAACUCUGAGUCCUGACCCAGGGGAGGCCCCUGGCCUAGUGACAGAUAACACCCCUGGACUUGCUGAUAGCAGGGCCACCACCCCAGGCUCCCUCCAGACCUGCACUUCCUGUUCUGUGGCGACCCUGGACCUGGACGUGAAUCAUGUCUUAAGGCCUGACCUACAGGGCCCGUCUCCAGCCUUAAGCCCUACUCCCAGCCCUGGCUCUCCUGAGACCCUCGACCUGGGCUCCAGGAGCCCCUCUGGGCAGAGUUCUGAGGAGACCUUCCCAUCCCUGUCCCGGAGCAAGAGUUUUGAGCUGGCUCACAGGGACUCCAAUCCUAGGCCUGGGUCAAACCCAUUUAUAAGGCUUCAUUCAAGAGGAAGCCUGGCUCUUGGCCACUUCCUCUCCAGGCUGGGCUCACAAGCGCUGCUCCUGCCGACCUCUGACACGUCUCUGGGGUCCCACUCCAGCCAGACCCUCAGCCAGGGCAGCAGAAAAGUCUCCAAGCAGAGCCUGAACCUUGCCACAGGUUCUUGCGGGGCCCUAAUCCUGGACACAAGUGAGCUGGUCACGUUGGCAUCCCAUAACCUCUCCGAAAGUGUUCUGAAAGGAGCCUUUGGGGCAACCUGGAGCAUAGCUUCCCAGGGGACACUCAACGUGGCUUGUCCCAGAUCCAGUCUGAACAUGACCGUCAUGCAGGCCUCGAGCCUGACGCUGAUUCCCCACUCCAGCGAUCGUACCAGCCUGAGCUCCAGCACCCACGGGUCCAACUCCACCUUCUCUGCAUCCUCGUGCCUGACCCUGAUCCUCCGCUCCAAGGAGACCCUGAGCUCCAGCCUCUUGAUGAGGGACACCUCCACCCUGUCGCUGAGCAGCCUGCACGAAGGUUCCAGUUCUGACAACAACAGCGUCCUCACCACUUCCCUGGAGAACCGAGAGCGAUGGGGCGAGGGGCACAGUGUGGACGGGGACGAGGACCCGCCCCGGCCAUCCACCUCCAACACCGGCCAUCCACCUCCAACACCGGGGAGGCAGAUCCAGGAGGAGCCGUUGGAUUCACUCUCAACCUCCGUCCGCCAGCAGGCCAUGGAGAUGCUGACCCAGCUGAGUCACAUGAGGCUGGUGCUGGGUGUGCAGGACCGGGUACAGCUGGUGAGCACGUGCGUGCACAGCGUGUUCUCGCUGCCUUCGUUGCGGGCCAUGCAGGAGCAGGACCAGGCCAAGGCCGAGGCUAUCCAGACGCUUUACCACCAGAGCCUGGAAGCCCUGCAGACCCUGCUCAAUGCCCUCUUUAUUGAAGACCCCACUCCUGCCGGACUCAAGAGCAUCUUGGAGCCCCUGGGGCCCUGGAUGAACUCAGGGAAGGACCACGAGCGCGCUCGAGCUGUGCACAGCAGCGUCUCUCUGCUGAACCACAUGCUCCUGAGCCUGCCUUUCUACAUGUCCUCAGAGUUCCCGGCACUGGGGCUUCUGCUGGGGAGGCUCAUCCUUCGUAUUGGGGAUCCUGACGAGGAGAUUGGCCAGGAGGCUCUGGACGGCAUCACCCUCCUCUACACCAUCCUGGAGUUCCAAAAACGAGCCAGAGAUAAGGAAGAGACCAACAAGAAGGAGCUGUAUGAGAGCAACAAGCGCUUCCUGGGGCCCCACAACCCUGUCAACCCACGCCAGAACAUCUUGCGUGUGAUUUUGAUUUUUGGAGACUUCUUGGGCCCCCAGCAGGUGAAGGACCUGCUGCUGGCAGCCGUGGAAGGGCUGAGUGGCGGCGUGGAGGCUCAGGGGAAGGACUCCGGGGAGACGAUGCAGCUGCCCUCAGAGGUCAUGCUCAACUCCGUGCUGAGGUGGUACCACCUCAGAACACUGGUGGUGGUAAGGCGGGGCACCAGCUGCUCUCCCGGGCACAAUGAAAAAAGUAACACAGAAUUUGGUGCUGAGAGUGGAGUUAUUGCUAUGACUCGAGGUGGGGAGAAGCCUGUGGGGUGGCGCCAGAGCUGGGGCUCAGGGGUCUCAGUCUCUUCCCGCAGCUGGGUGGUGAAGGCGGUGAAGACCCUGCUGCUGAAGAUAGGCUGCUCUUACGAGGCUGCAUUCGUGGAGGCUGAGGGCGGCUGGGAGCUCCUGGAGCAGGCAGAGAGCCACCACCUCGGAGUGUCACUGCUGGCAAGGGCCAUGGUGCGAUACUCCUGCCAGGACCGGUGCCGCUUCCUCUACCUUCUCAUCCCUCUCCUGGAGCACGGUGACAAGAAGCACAAGAUCACUGCCACCGCCUUCUUCGUGGAGCUCCUCCAGAUGAAGAAGGUGCGGCGGAUCCCCGAGGUAUACUCUCUGGGUCGGAUGGUGGAAGGCCUGGGCCACCAAGACCCUGUCAUGAAGGUGCUGUCCAUCCGGGGCCUGAUGAUUCUGGUCCGCAGGUCGGAGAAGAUGGCCAAGGUGCAGGCCCUGUUGCCCUCCAUGGUGAAGGCCCUGAAGAGCCUGGAUGGGGUGCUGGUGAUGGAGGCAGUCGACAGCCUCAAGACCAUCUUCAAGAUAUGUUUGGGUCCUCCCAGAAUUUCACAGCUCUGGUUUUCUCUUCCUGUUGGCCUCCAGAAGUGUGUGAAGACCCUGUUCCACUGUUCUUGCCUUAUGGGUUGGGAGUUGCCCAAGACAGCUUUUAGCCGGAAGCCCUGGGACAACAGGCAGCAGGCAGUGGGCAAAAUCUGCAAGUACCUGGUGAACACCCACCGAGACAGUGCCUUCGAAUUCCUCAGCCAGGGCCUGGAGUAUGCCAAGAGUUCUCGGGCCUCCCUCCGGAAGUCCUCGGUCCUGUUCAUAGGUAACCUGCCCUGGGAUCUCCAGUCCUGCCUGCUCUUCAGGCUGACUCCCUGGAGGCUGCCAGCUGUUCUGGCCUGGGCCAGAUGCGUCCCCUCAGCUCUGGAAGACCUGAGACAUGACCCAGAGGCAUCUGUGUGCAUCUAUGCGGCCCAGGCCCAGGACCACAUCCUGGCCAGCGGUAGGCAGAACUCCUGCCCACCGCUGCCAUGUGGGGCCUCGCCUUGCUGCAGCUCCAGCUGUGAGAACCUGCCCAUUUCCCACAAGCGGCCCUCCUGGAUCAUGCAGGCCCUGAGCUCCUGGAAAAUGGCCUCGAAGCAGUGAUGUUCUGGGCACCAGCACUCCUAGCUCACCAUAAAUGCUCCAUGUGGGCAUCCUGAGCUCUUCUUCACGGGACAGGCCUCGCUCUGAGCCGCCACACUGUGUGUGAUGGAUCCAAGAGGGGAGUGUGGCCUUCCCUUGUUGACUACAUUGGUGUUUACUGAGGUG